Molecule: messenger RNA, 1164 nt
Organism: Vitis riparia (riverbank grape)
Lineage: Eukaryota; Viridiplantae; Streptophyta; Magnoliopsida; Vitales; Vitaceae
Product: zinc-finger homeodomain protein 2-like
Exons: 1
Coding region: 144-977 (277 amino acids)
Biological process (GO): regulation of developmental process; regulation of DNA-templated transcription
Cellular component (GO): nucleus
Molecular function (GO): DNA-binding transcription factor activity; transcription cis-regulatory region binding
Source: RefSeq, a predicted model, not a curated record
UGAUUACGCCAACCGCAAUCACCAUCUCUCCUAAUUCUUCCGCCUAACCCACCACUUCUCCCUCAAUCUUCCUCUGAGUUAAGGUUGUUCAAUUUUAUCUUGUUCUUUUUUGUUUUUUUGUAUUUGAUUUUGUUUUUGUGGGCAUGAAAGGAAUGGAGCUGAGCGUAGUUCCGUACGGACGCAGCGCCAAAAUGGAGGUCGAUGAUGUAGAGGAGGAUGAAGCCGCCGAGAAUAAACCAAUGGUCAUGAACCCCAAAGCAACCGCCGUAAAGCCCAGGUACAGAGAGUGCAUGAGAAACCAUGCCGCCUCCAUCGGUGGCCAUGCCAGCGACGGCUGCGGCGAGUUCAUGCCCUCCGGCGGUGGCGGCGGAGGUGAUGCGGCUUCGCUGACGUGCGCGGCGUGCGGGUGCCACCGCAACUUCCAUCGACGGGAAGUACCCGGUGCAGCGCACCUUCAUCACCACCUCAUGCACCCCGGACCCCCUCAUGCUCAUCCCAUGUUGCUCUAUAACACCACUCCCAGCCCGAAGAAUGCUUCCGUGCAUGCGCUUCCUCAUAAGUUCCUCGGUGUUCCCGCAUUUGGUGGCGUUGAUCAUCAUAAUCAUCAUCCUCAUCAUCAGGAUGAUGGGGAGAGGCAGUAUGAUCGGCGGUCGGAGACGCCGGAGAGGGGGGAUGUGCAGAUGGCCACGAUGAUGACGACGACGAAGAGCAAGAGAUUCAGGACCAAGUUCACGCAAGAGCAGAAAGAGCGAAUGCUGGAGUUGGCCGAGAGGCUGGGUUGGAGAAUACAGAAGCAGGACGACGUCGUUUUGUCCCAGUUCUGCUCCGAGCUCGGGAUUAAGCGUAAUGUCCUGAAGGUGUGGAUGCACAACAACAAGAAUGCACACCGCCGCAGAGAACCUCCACCCGAGUCUCCUCCUCCUCCUACGCCUCCACCUCCACCGUCCAUGGCGCCGCCGCAAGCUGCCGGAGUGUGACGUAAUCACGUUAAUUAAUUUCUAUUUUAUUUUUCUUUGUAUUAAUCCUAAUGAUUGAAAAAAAAAAAUCUAAUCCAAAGGACUGAGUUGUUCGUUAUGUGUAGUUUGUAUUAAUGGGAGAUAGCUUAUUUUUCAUGGCAUUUAAAACAUACGUGAAAAUAUUUAUGAAUUUCACGUAGUUUAAUCA